Hippocampus comes (tiger tail seahorse) is the source of this 3581-nucleotide messenger RNA. RefSeq names its product syntrophin, basic 1 (gene sntb1). Gene Ontology annotation, molecular function: protein binding; structural molecule activity. The transcript has 8 exons. The record is from RefSeq and is a predicted model, not a curated record. Gene Ontology annotation, cellular component: intracellular anatomical structure; synapse; dystrophin-associated glycoprotein complex. Bases 551 to 2152 code for a protein of 533 amino acids. Lineage: Eukaryota; Metazoa; Chordata; Actinopteri; Syngnathiformes; Syngnathidae.
AAAUGUCAAAAAACCGGAACAAGCGCAUUCCUUGAGGCGCGCAACCGACCCCACGCCUCCAUCCGUGCACGCACACGCACACAACGUACAGACAGCAAAGGAUUGUGGACUUCAAUUCUACUUACUUAUUGCCGUUUAAAACCAAAUAGUAUCUACAUUUUGACAUGAUCAAAUCAUCGUUGAUUGAAAACGCCAAAUCUAGUGUUCUACUUUAGAUAAUGCGGUGAUAUGCUAUGUGCCGCCACAAUGACAAUUUUGGACGGUGCAAAUGAGGAAGUGCACGUUUGGGGGUUCUUCAUUCUCUCGUAGCUCCAUGCGAGUGUCAAAAUGUUGGCACGUCGUGCACACGGAGGUUCCGCAGGUAUGAUCGCCUGAUAGCCGGGAGCAAACUCCACCCAACACGCGCACACGCACACGCGCACACAACCUGUGGCCGAGUGCGGCGCUAAAUACGUGCUGCUCGCACAGAGUCGCGUGGAGAAAAGUUGUGUGGGUCAAAGUCCGGAAGCUCGGGAGCAAGCGGGACGUGUGCUGAAGACAUGCUUCAAACAUGGCCGUAGUUGCAGCGAGCGUGCAGGAAAGUGGAUUUGUGGAGGUUUUGGUGCGGGCUCGCUGGCACAAAGUUUGGGUGCACUUAAACGAGGAGGCGCUCACGUUGAGCUGCGAGGACGACGCCGUCAACUCCAACGGAGUCGUCACCAAUGGAUCCUACCUCGACAACAACAACUCGAACAACGGUCCGAGGCUGCCGGACCAGCUCAAACCCGUGCCGGAGACCAUCGCCAACAGGAAGCGGUGCGUUAAGGUGACCAAGCAGGACGUCGGCGGACUGGGGAUCAGCAUUAAAGGCGGCAGGGAGAAUAAGAUGCCCAUCCUGAUCAGCAAGAUCUUCAAGGGGUUGGCUGCGGACCAGACGCAGGCUCUGUACGUUGGGGACGCCAUCCUGUCCGUGAACGGGGUCAACCUGAGGGACGCGAGCCACGACGAGGCGGUGCAGGCGCUCAAACGGGCAGGCAAGGACGUGACCCUGGAAGUCAAGUACAUGCGAGAGGCUACACCGUACGUCAAAAAGGGCUCACCUGUGUCAGAGAUCGGAUGGGAAACCCCCCCGCCUGAGUCACCGCGUUUCGGCGGCACUCCUGUCAUCACCUCCUCUUCCUCCACGGAGACUCGAAGCCCUCCUCCUCUUCAGCCCUCCUUGUCCCUGCAGGGCAACAGAAGAUGCAUUCCACUUAAAAUGUGUUACGUAACCCGAGCCAUGACCACAGCCGAUCCAGACAACAGACAAGUGGAGCUGCACUCCCCCGAUGCCAGGCACACCGUGGUACUGCGGUGUCCAGACCAGUCAUCCGCCCUCACUUGGUUCUCUGCGAUGCAUGCCGUCACAUCCACACUGACACAGCAAGCACUAGCUGAGGUGAUUCAUCACACAACCAGGUCAGGUGUUGCUGGCAGCAAGGAGAUUCGACACCUGGGAUGGCUGGCAGGCAAGCAAAGCGAAAGCGAGAAGCAGUGCUGGAAGCCUGUGCUAGUGGUGGUGACAGAGAAAGACCUUCUGCUCUAUGACAGCCUGCCUCGGAGCAAGGAGGCCUGGCACAGUCCAGCACACACAUAUCCUCUUCUUGCAACACGUCUGGUGCACUCUGGGCCUGACAUGAGUUCUCCUUACUCGGGCACAGAGCUCUUUUUCGCCACUCGAACCGGCAGUCGCCUUGGAAUCGAGACUCAUCUUUUCCGAGCUGAAACCAGCAAGGAUUUAUCCCUGUGGACUCGACAAAUAGUCAACGGCUGUCACGCAUCCGCCGAGAUGAUCAAAGAAGUCAGUACUAGUUGUCUCUACCUGGGUCAGGAGUGCCGACUGGUGAUUCACUACGAGCAGGGCUUCUUCGUGUUGGCUGAACCCAAACCCCGUGACAGUGAGAAUGGAGACGAGGGGCGACCCCUUACUCCAACCAAAAAACGAGUGCUCCUAUCCUACCCUUACGAAAAGCUGAGGAUGUCAUCGGACGAUGGCGUUCGAAUGCUAUUCCUGGACUUUGGAGGAAAAGAGGGGGAGAUUCAACUGGAUCUCCACUCGUGUCCCAAGCCAAUCGUCUUCAUUGUCCACUCCUUCCUCUCCGCUAAGAUCUCCAGGCUGGGCUUAGUGGCCUGAUGGUGACCCCCGAAUGGAUUUCUGUUAUUGUGUGUCCACAUCCCUGCAACCCACGUGCAGAAGACUACAUCUUCUGCACGUGGGUUGAGUCCAAGAUGGAGCCUCUCUUUGGUCAAAGUAACAAUGAAGAAACAUGUUGAGGGUUCCUGGUCAUUUGUUGAAGAGCUGUGAAGACUGAAAACUGGCGUCAGAGAGCAAAACCUCGAGUGGACUCGAAGCAGAAUGAUGGAUGUGACGAAUGUGAAAAACGAUAGGGCAUUACUGACACAUUCACGACUUUUGUUUUGGUUAAUUUUGUCGUAAAUUGACUUCAUUUACUAGUUUUAUUUAAUUUAUUGAUGAUCUCUGUGAAAACUUUCAGAAUUUCACUCUGUUUUCUGUUUGUCCUGUUAGCAAUGUUAGCAUUUCUCAUCAACCAUAUAAUACACACAAAAUGUUAUUCGGCUUUUGGGUGAAACUUAAAGAUAAACUGAAAAUGCGCUUUAACUUUUACAGGUGAAGUUCAUUUGAGCUUCAGUAAACUUGAAUGCACUUGUGCAGCUAUUCAGUAGACUUUUGCACAACUUGCUGUUCUCUAUUUCGAAGGAGCUAAAUGGCAAAAUUCCCAAACGCAACACUGUUGCAACAUGCCGAUGACGCUCUGUGACACUCAAAGCUCAGUGUUGAUCAGUUGCGAGGUGUCAUGAUGUCCAAAUGUCAGCCGCAUCUUUAAAUAGCAAAUUCUCUUCGCAGCAAAGAAUGCAUUUGUGCAUCCAUGGAUCAAACACCUCUUGUCAAUUGUCCUGUUCUGCUCCUUGUUCGAGAACAGCAAGUUGUGCAAAGAGCACUGAAAAACUGAACAGUUAUGCAUUUGCAUUCAAAAUUUUACACAAGGUCAAAUUGAGUCAACUUAGAAUUUUUAUAAAUAGUACAUUGGAGAUUCAUCCUGGAAUUUCAUCCAAAAGCCAAAUACACCUAACAUUUUGUGAGAAAUAUUUGUCUACGAUGAAGUCGUAUGUUCCCAGAAUAGAAAACUCAAGUGUAAUUACGUGACAGUAUUGCUUUAAAAAGUUGUCAUUCAAAAGCCACCUCUGCUCUAUAUUACAUUGUUGUGACUCAAAUUAUAUUUUUGGAGCUCCAGUGUCUUACGGAAUAUUGUAGCUAUACCACUGGCACAAAUCCGGCUGUCUCUUCCUUACAACUACCGGUAAUCAUGCAUGCAUAUACACUGCUCAUCUUGAAAUGAGGGCGUGAUUGUUUUUCGCCAGCAAAGUACAAGCACAAAUAUUAAUGUGAUUGUAUUUGAGGCCCCAUGAAAAAAAGCAGCGACAUGAAAGCUAAGGACUAUAUAUAGGGUAUGACCAUUUUACUGUCAUCGCUCUACUGGUCAAAAAUUUCAACUGUUCUUCUUAAAAGGAUACUGGAGCAAUAAAUACAAUCCCAUUAAUUA